CCUCUCCGGAGCCGGAGGAGCAUUUCUCACGAGUCACUGGUCGUUUCCCAAAGAACAGACCUAGGAAACCGAUUGAGCCGACGGAGCUGUUUUCGUUUUGCUGCCGCUGCCACCCGCUGCAAACGCCGGUGUUACCGCCGCAGACAUGGCCUCUGAUGGCAUGGAUGAACGAUCCCCUCUUUUGUCAGCACCAAACUCCGGGAAUGUCACACCCACGGCACCACCGUACCUGCAGGACAGCAGUCCAAGAGCUGAGCUACCUCCUCCGUACACGGCCAUCGCCAGCCCGGACGCCGGGGGAGUGCCGGUGAUAAACUGCAGGGUGUGCCAGUCUCUGAUCCACCUGGACGGCAAGCUGCACCAGCAUGUGGUGAAGUGCACUGUCUGCAAUGAGGCCACGCCUAUCAAAAACCCCCCAGCUGGUAAGAAGUAUGUGAGGUGUCCAUGCAACUGCCUUUUAAUCUGCAAAGAUACAUCUCGGAGGAUAGGAUGCCCAAGGCCCAAUUGCAGACGCAUCAUCAACCUGAGCCCAGUGAUGGUCAUUCCUGAGGAACAGCCCACUCAGCCAGCCCUGCCCGUCCAACCCGAGGGUAUGCGUGUGGUGUGUGGGCACUGCGGCAACACAUUCCUCUGGAUGGAGCUCCGGUUUAACACACUGGCCAAGUGUCCACACUGCAAAAAAAUAUCCUCUGUGGGCAGUGCUCUCCCGCGGAGGCGCUGCUGUGCCUACAUCACCGUGGGAAUGAUCUGCAUUUUCAUUGGGGUCGGGCUGACUGUAGGGACCCAGGACUUCGCUAGACGCUACCAUGCCACGUAUGUGUCCUGGGCCUUCGCGUACAUCCUGGGCCUGAUAUGUCUAGUGCGGGCUUGCUACUGGGGGGCCAUUAAAGUGAGUUAUCCAGAGAACAGCUUUGCAUAGACCUGUACCCGUUGAACCAAGAGCCUUUUUACUCUAUUUCAUUUGGACGCAGCCAGUUCACAGCCAGCUGUCCCUUGUCCUCAAGAACCCAGAUCUAGUCCAGGUAAUGGAGUUUACCCCCAAAUCCUGCAAUCGGCCACCUAUGUAUUGUAAAUGAUGAAUUUUCUUCUUCUUUUUUUCAAUGUCCGAUUGGACUUAUGAGGAAAAGUUACACAUAAAUAUUUUAAUGAAGUUGCUCAGUCUUAAUAAAUGUGAUGUAUUUGGAUUGAUUUUGGGCUAUUCAGGACCAAUUCUGGCCUCCACUGGUUGGGCAAUGUUCAUGUUUAAAGGGGCGGUUCACCCAAAAAAUGAAUAGAAGUAUGCUUCCACUUAUCUAGUUCAGUACUAUCUAUCUAUCCAGAUAGUUUUGCUGAGAUGUGACAAACCUUUUUACAUUUCAUGACUUUUUUAGAUACAGUUCACCCUGAUAUAAUGGACCUCUACGUACCUUUUGGUUUCUGGUAAUGAAUCCGCUGAAAAUGUACAUUCUAAAAACUCAACAGCAACAGUUGGAACUCACCUGUGUCUGAAUUAUUCUGCCGAAGUACACCAGUACUCCGGGGCAAAGUGUCAAUUGUUUUUAUCAGUGUUUCGCCGACUGUUUGCUGUGCUUGGCUUGGAUGAAAGUGUAUAUGUUAACCAGCUGUGAACUUCAGUUAGCAAAAUUGUGCCAAGACAAUAUUGGAAAUCCUUUACCUCACAAUGUCGGACAAUGAAGAAGACGCAGACACUUUGCCCAAGAAUACUGGUGUGCUUAGACGUGCGUAAACACAGCCGAGUUCCCACAGUGAAAUAAAUAGUUCUCAGUUAGAAUGUGCGUUUUUGAGCUCUGUUAAUGUACCUGUGGCAUUAUAUUUGGAAAGAGACAUUACUGUUGAGAUUUUCUAGUGUAAACCUUCGCCAGAUUUAUUGCACUGGUCAGUUGAGAGCUAUCAUAUCAUAGCAAACUGCGUCUAAGAAGGUUGUCGAAUCUAGAAAAUGACACAUCUCAGAUAGUAUUCUGGGUAAGUGGAAAAAUAAUUAAAUUUUGGGUGAAUAGCCCAUGAAGUACUGAACCUGUUACCAACUAGACCAAAUGAUGUUUUAAGAAAUACUGCCCAUUGCACUAAGUUACACUUUUAUGCAAUUAUUCUGUUGUGUUGCUGCUAGAUUAUCCAGCUAUUGAAAGCUGAGAUGUCAUAUUUCAUGUAUCAGAACCGGCCUGUAUACAACGUGUAUUUAUGUUUUUAUUUUAAUAUACUGAACAAAUUUACAUUUGAAAUAAAUCUUUGUUAAAUCCAUCUGUGCCAGUGUCAACAAAGUUGCCGUGUCAAUAUGUGUUGGGAACGGCCAUUUCAAAAAAAGUUGGUUGUUCUAGUAUUUUAAAGUUAUGCUUGCAUUCAGUUUCAGCAAUAAACCUUUUGUUCGUCCCUUUCCUUAUGUACUGUAUAUUUUCUCUUAAAUGGCCUUCUUAUUAGCCGAUUGAAAGUGAAAUGAACAGGCCCAUGCAUGCUUUUCAUUUUCACAGCAGUGUUCUAGCUUGUCGCCCUCAUCAGGUCAUUGCGUUCGGAUUCACGCUCUGUGGCUCGUGUGUAAAUCCUUGCUGCUUACAGCCUGUUGCCUGGAUUGGCUAACUUUGAUAGCAUUACCAUAGCUUGAGUGUUGUGUUGAGUGGGCACAGUUAAUCUUCUUCUGAAUGUGAGGACACAGAAACUCUUUGUACAGAAUGAAUUCAGCAAACCGAAGCAGUAGGUUGAGUUCGAAUACGGCUUGGAUCUUUUUAAGGAUAAUUUAUCAAUAAAACUUUAAAACAUU
Conger conger (European conger) is the source of this 2752-nucleotide messenger RNA. RefSeq names its product phosphatidylinositol-4,5-bisphosphate 4-phosphatase 2 (gene pip4p2). The coding region runs from base 146 to 919 and encodes 257 amino acids. Gene Ontology annotation, molecular function: phosphatidylinositol-4,5-bisphosphate 4-phosphatase activity. Gene Ontology annotation, cellular component: phagocytic vesicle membrane; late endosome membrane; plasma membrane. Gene Ontology annotation, biological process: phosphatidylinositol dephosphorylation. The transcript has 7 exons. NCBI's taxonomy places the organism in Eukaryota, Metazoa, Chordata, Actinopteri, Anguilliformes, Congridae. The record is from RefSeq and is a predicted model, not a curated record.